UCGUUGAUUCAUUCAAAAUUCACUCAAGAGACGAGACGAGGUGAAAACAAUGGAGAAUCCCUUCGCCACUGGCAUCACGUUUAGCCAAGAAGCGGAGAAUUUGGAUCGUUUUAUGUUCGGAUGGUUCGACUACACGCUCUUCAGUCUGCUGCUGCUCGUCAGCGUUCUUAUCGGCGUGUACUUUGGCUUCUUCAGCAAGCAAGACAGUACAACGGAAUAUUUUCUGGGUGGUAAACGGAUGGGAUGCUUUCCUGUCGCAAUGAGCAUCAUCGCUAGCCACAUCUCGGGUAUCAGCUUACUGGGCAUCCCCACGGAAGUUUUUCAUCACGGAACUCAGUAUGCCGCGUGCGUCUUCACUGCAAUUUUCACUGCUGUGAUCACCUCUUAUAUUUUCCUGCCAGUGUUCUACAAGUUGCAACUAAACAGUACCUUUGAAUAUCUGGAAGUACGGUUCACCAGGCCAGUCAGAAUUCUUUCUUCAGUGCUGUUCACUAUCUCGCUCUUCACGUAUUUGCCCAUUGUCGUCUACGUACCUGCCCUCGCCUUCGCCCAAGUCAGCAAUUUGAGCGUUCACGCAAUAACGCCGAUACUCUGUAUCGUGUGCAUUAUUUAUACGAGCAUUGGCGGUCUAAAGGCAGUGGUAUGGUCAGACACAAUACAAUUUUCCGUAACCGUCGGAGGACUCUUUUCGGUUCUUGUACUGGGGAUAAUAUCUGUUGGUAGCGUUGGGGAAGUGUGGAGGAUUUCCGGCCAAGGCGGUCGUCUCAUUUUCUUUGACAUGGAUCCGAGUCCGUUCGCGAGGAAUACUUUUUGGGGUAUGACUAUAGGUAUGACGACAAUAUGGAUCGGACAUCUCGGCAUUCAUCCAGGUACGGUGCAGCGAUUCCUGUCAGUGCCCAGAGAGAUUGACGCUAAACACGGACUGGCGAUUACGGCGGUAGGAAUGAUAAUUGUCAAACUGAUCUGCGUAUUCACUGGAUUAAUCAUGUUUGCGAAAUAUCAUGAUUGCGAUCCUUUCCUGACCAAAUCGAUAAGUCGCACCGACCAGACUCUACCGUUCUACGUAAUGGACGUUGCUGGGCAUCUGCCAGGACUUCCGGGAUUAUUCCUAGCUGGUCUAGUGAGCGCUGCACUCGCGACUAUGAGCGCCAGUUUGAACACCGUAUCCGGUACCAUUUAUGAAGAUUUUAUAAAACCGUGGAUUCCGGAUAGCCCCAAGAAGGAAGUUACAGCCGCCAACAUUAUGAAGGGCAUCGUUGGGAUAGCCGGAGCGAUUUCAGUUGGUCUGGUGUUUCUGGUCGAACGGCUAGGACCAGUCUUCCAAAUAGCUGUAAGUACGCGUGGCAUCACCGACGGACCCUCGUUGGGCCUGUUCGUAUUAGGAAUGCUAGUACCCUGGGCAAACGCGAAAGGUGCGUUACUCGGCGGUUGCGUUGGUCUCAUCAGCAUGCUUUGGCUGGUAGGAGGCACUCAAUGGUACACCAUGCAUGACAAAAUUAAAUAUGAUUCGUUACCCACGUCGGUGGCUGGUUGCCCGUAUCCAUUAAAUCAGACUUUUUCAACCACGAUAAGGCCUACUUGGAUGAACUCUGACGAGGAACCUAUGAUACUCUUUCAAAUAUCCUUCAUAUAUUAUAUCUUGAUAGGAGCGGGAAUCGUUGUCAUCGUCGGCACUAUCGCGAGUUAUUUCUUCGGCAUAGAUCUCGAGGGCGUAGAUCCCGAUCAUAUUACACCGGUAAUGAAAAGGUUUCUUCCUUCUCGAAAAUAUGCCGAAGUCUCAUUAAGAGAAAUACCACCAUCGCUCGACAUUACGCUGGAAAAAACCUGCAAGUGAUCCCGAUCGCAGUUUUGAUUAUUUAUGUCAGUGAUAGAUGCAAGCUAGUACGCUCCGAGAAAUUUUCCGUAAGUGAAUGAUAUCUUGAUUCUAGAUUCUAGAAGAAUCUCCAUAUCAGUCAUACAUGUAUAUCACCAACGAUAUUUCCAACGAACUUCCAAGUCAUCUGACAGGUCACGACAACAGACGAAGCAAAGGGGUGCGUGCAGUAAGUCUCUUAUUGAUUAAUAGACGCAUGCGCCAACUAUCCUACCACACAUGGCACACAUGCUAGAUCGCGGUUGUUUUCGAUUUCUCAUUGUCUGCAGUAUUGUUCCCAACUCCCAACGUCUGUUGUGCGAGGUAUCGGUUUUUCUCUUAGUGACUUCUCUUAUAUAAAAUAUUUUUAACCAGCAAAAGGACAUCAAGAAAAACUGCGAGACACGUGAUGAUCGUAUUCUGGGACGGAGUAAUUAUCGUCAUUAUUAAAUUCCGCUCAACAUUGGAAAAGAACGUAGAAUUUUAGCUGCGUGAUUGCUAUUUUUAUAAUAAAAUAAAAUUUGUCAAUGUUGUUAGGCCCAUGAUCUCUAAGUUGACAAAUGAAAGAUAUUGAGAAGAGCAAUAUAUGUAAAUGUAAUACUUGAUUAUAAACGUACGCUAGGCGCAAUCCAGUGCGAUCGAAAUCUGCAUCUCCGUGGACGUUGAAGAUCAAGUUACGUCCCUGUGUUGAUCGGGGUUGCUCGCUCGGGGAUGACGGGGAUGGGGACAUUGAGGCCGCGUGUCGUAUCCUUCGUGUAGAUAUAGGAUGGCCGCGCCUUCAUUACACGUGGAGCGAGCAUUGUUGCGACUCGCGACGAAUACCGAGUCUAUUUCAAUCCGAUCACACAACGUUCAACAAGUACGAGUAUAUAUCUAAUACAUCUCGUUGUAUUCCAACCAGUGCAGAUUUAAUUUUCAUGACUCAUCACGGUCGUUACAAACAAAUAACAUUUCCUCGUGUAACAUCAUCGCGAGCAGUAUCUACCUUCGAACGAUGGACCAGAUGUACCAGAUGGAUCAGAUGGACCACCAUCAACACCAUCAGGAGCGUGAUCGACAUACGCGAUUGAUUACUACAUGAAAGAUUACUACGUGACAAAUUAAAAAGUGCUACAACAAGAAAGUUUCAUCGUAUCCAGAAGAUCCAAUAUUUCUUUGCACCAGAGCAAGAGAUUUAUGACAGACACCGCGCGAUAGACCAUUAUGUGGAUUCUAAUUAACUACUAAAUAUCUGUCUAAAUAUUCUAAAUAAGGAGCGAUCACAAACGGUUGUCGUAUCAAAGGAUAACUCUUAUUCUUUUCGUACAUUUUGGCCCAUUGCACAAUGUUUGGCACUCAAAACUGACUAAUCUAAAACUAAAUAAUCACAAUUCACUGUGAAUUUUUACAUACUAGAUCACGUACGAUCAUCUACAGAGUCUUACAUUUAUACAAUACAAAUGCAUUAAACGUUUCACAUAAUUUCACUGACAUUUGAAGAUUAUGAAGUCAUAGUGCAAAUGUGACACUACAAUUAAUAUGGUUAAUUGUUAGGGGGUUAAUUCAAGGGAAGUCGAUGGAGCACAAGAGUUUGGAUAGAUUUGGCCGAUUGAAGGUAAAUCUACUUGGAAGAAUUUUGAGAAAUCUCGAUUGUUGCUUGAUUGACUAAUCGUUAAGCAGCAGCAAAACGGGUGGCAUGCCGAAGCACAGCCGCGCCUCGCUUUUAAUAAUAGAUAAAAAUCGUAGGCAUUCGUGCCGAAAAAAGAAUAGAAACCGAGAAUAUCCCCACAGAGAAAAGAGA
Messenger RNA from Atta colombica, 3632 nucleotides. RefSeq names its product sodium-coupled monocarboxylate transporter 1-like. The coding region runs from base 50 to 1834 and encodes 594 amino acids. Gene Ontology annotation, cellular component: membrane. The record is from RefSeq and is a predicted model, not a curated record. The transcript is spliced from 8 exons. Gene Ontology annotation, molecular function: symporter activity. Lineage: Eukaryota; Metazoa; Arthropoda; Insecta; Hymenoptera; Formicidae. Gene Ontology annotation, biological process: sodium ion transport; transmembrane transport.